UGCUUGUAGCAAGUUGUAACGAUGCUUCAUAUGCCAUUGGAGAUGGAGCCCAAAGCCAACAAUCUCGUUUUUGGAUGUCAGCGAAGCUCAACAUCUGAUGAUGACUCUGGCUGUGCCUUGGAAGAGUAUGCCUGGGUCCCCCCAGGCCUCAGACCUGAGCAGGUCCAGCUGUAUUUCGCCUGCUUGCCAGAGGAGAAGGUCCCUUACGUUAACAGCCCUGGAGAGAAACACCGAAUUAAACAACUUCUCUAUCAGCUGCCACCCCACGAUAAUGAGGUGAGAUACUGCCAGUCUUUAAGUGAAGAAGAGAAGAAGGAACUGCAGAUGUUCAGUUCUCAGCGCAAAAAGGAGGCACUCGGCCGAGGCACUAUUAAACUACUCUCGAGAGCAGUGAUGCAUGCGGUUUGUGAACAGUGUGGUACGAAAGUAAACGGCGGUGAAGUUGCGGUUUUUGCCUCAAGAGCUGGGCCUGGUGUGUGCUGGCAUCCCUCAUGUUUUGUGUGCUUCACGUGCAACGAGCUGCUCGUUGACCUUAUCUACUUCUACCAAGAUGGAAAAAUUCACUGUGGCAGACAUCACGCUGAACUUCUCAAACCUCGGUGUUCAGCCUGCGAUGAGAUCAUUUUUGCUGAUGAGUGUACAGAAGCCGAGGGUCGCCACUGGCACAUGAAGCACUUCUGUUGCCUCGAGUGUGAAACAAUCCUGGGUGGACAGAGAUACAUCAUGAAGGACGGGCGACCAUUCUGCUGUAACUGCUUUGAAUCUCUCUAUGCGGAAUACUGUGAGACCUGUGGGGAGCACAUAGGUGUUGACCACGCUCAGAUGACCUAUGAUGGACAGCAUUGGCAUGCCACAGAGACUUGCUUUUCUUGUGCUCAGUGCAAGACUUCUUUGCUUGGCUGCCCUUUCCUUCCAAAGCAAGGGCAGAUUUACUGUUCAAAAACCUGCAGCUUGGGAGAGGAUGUCCAUGCUUCCGACUCCUCUGAUUCUGCGUUUCAGUCUGCUCGAUCCAGAGAUUCCAGGAGGAGCGUCCGCAUGGGAAAAAGCAGCCGGUCAGCCGACCAGUGCCGCCAGUCUCUCCUCCUGUCACCAGCUGUCAAUUACAAAUUUCCUGGCCUUUCAGGCAAUGCUGAUGAUACUCUUUCUCGUAAGCUGGACGAUUUAAGCCUUUCAAGGGAAGAGGCAAGCUUUGUUAAUGAAGACUUCUGGAAAGGAAGAGUAGAGCAAGAAAUGCCUGAAGACCCUGAAGAAUGGGCUGAACAUGAAGACUACAUGACUCAACUUCUUCUGAAGUUUGGUGAUAAAAGCCUUUUCCAGCAGCCCGCUGAAGUAGACAUUAGAUCAAGUGAACACUGGAUUUCUGACAGCAUGGUCAAGAGCAAGUUGGACUUGAAAAAAAAUAACCCAAGCCUAGCAAGUAAGAAGUAUCAAUCAGACAUGUACUGGGCCCAGUCACAGGAUGGCUUGGGUGACUCUGCAUACGGCAGUCACCCAGGCCCUGCCAGCAGCAGGAAAAUCCAGGAGCUAGACAUGGAACACGGGGCGUCAGGAUACAAACACGACCAAACACCAUGGUAUGGAGGUUCACUCGAAUGUUUGUCUGACCUGAAACAGCAAGAACAAAGUGUUCGAGACUCAAUGGAUUCUUUGGCUUUGUCUAACAUAACAGGGGCUUCAAUGGAUGGAGAAGGCAAGCCACGGCCAUCUCUCUACUCUUUGCAAACUUUCCAAGAACUGGAGGUAGAGGACUGUGAGAAAAUGAGCAACAUGGGAACUCUGAAUUCGUCAAUGCUCCACCGGAGCACAGAGUCCUUGAAGAGUCUGAGCUCAGAGCUGUGUCAGGAAAAGGUCUUGCCAGAGGAAAAGCCAGUGCAUAUGCCUGUACUGAGAAGAUCUAAAUCCCAAUCUAGACCACAGCAAGUGAAGUUUUCAGAUGACGUUAUUGAUAAUGGAAGUUACGAGAAUGUUGAAAUACGUCAGCCUCCAAUGAGUGAAAGGACUCGUAGGCGUGUUUACCAUUUUGAAGAGCGUGGAAAUCGGCCUUCUCAUCAUCGUAGAAGAAGCAGGAAGUCUCGUUCAGAUAAUGCACUUAACUUGGCCACAGAAAGAAGAUGCUCUCCGAGAGAGAGAUUUCGUUAUUACUCCCCUCAGGAUCAUGAAAAAUUUAUUCAAAAUAGAAGCUCACGUGAGAUUCGGGCAUAUAUUCAAAAUGCGGAGCUGUAUGGACAAUAUGCCCAUACUAGGUCUGAUUAUGCACUGCGGAAUCAGGUGGUCGAUAAAUUUUUUGGAUUGUAUGGUGAGGAAGAUGACUCCUGGUGUUCAACUUCAUCCUCAUCGUCCGAUUCUGAAGAGGAAGGAUAUUUUCUAGGACAGCCAAUUCCACAGCCACGAUCACUGAGAUAUCCAUACUAUACAGAUGACCUUUCUGGUCCAGCUACUGCAUUAUCUAGUUCUCAGUUUGGACAAAGGACAACCAAAUCAAAGAAGAAGAGGGGACACAAAGGAAAAAAUUGCAUCAUUUCUUAA
Molecule: messenger RNA, 2526 nt
Organism: Leptosomus discolor (cuckoo roller)
Lineage: Eukaryota; Metazoa; Chordata; Aves; Leptosomiformes; Leptosomidae
Gene: PRICKLE1
Product: prickle planar cell polarity protein 1
Molecular function (GO): zinc ion binding
Source: RefSeq, a predicted model, not a curated record